AUGUCUCGCAAAACAGAUCAGCACUGUGUCGAGUUUGGUGAUCAGCAGCAUCUCGUUUGGAUGGGCGGCACAAGCUCGCUGGGGGGCUUGGAAGCUGAGGAUACUUGGGAGGAUGAUCUACGCAGUGAGCUGGAGGGGCCGCUCGAGCGACAGAGGAGGAUUGCGGAGUUGCUGAAUCGAUUUGAUGGCGAUGGGCCUGGGAGCGAGGAAGUGUUGGAAGUCUUGGGCCUCGACAGAGGGCUCGAUGUGGGCCAGCAGACUUUCAUUUUGACCUCAGAGCUGCAGCCUGCCACGCAGCGCUUGAUCGACCGUUUGGGCUGCCGUCACCCUGCGACCUUGCAGCGAGUCUCGCAAGUCUACGCCUCGGUGGCUCGGCGUGAGGGCCUGAGCCUCACCGAAUUGAAAGGCUAUGUGGCUUGCGUGCUGACACAGAUUUUGCGAGAGCUUGACCCUGCGACGCCAACGCCUGAUCCACCGACCAGUCCACGGAUCCCGAAGCCUCCAACAGGACCAGGUUGGCCGCCAGGAGCUGAGUCGCCAGGCGGCCCAGGCUGCUCUUCGGACGGGCAGCCUGAACCGAGUGACCUCCAGCGCUUGAUGCAGGAGCUCAGCUCGUUGAACCGGUCGCUGGAUCGCAGAGGCGUUGGCUGCAGCAACCUGGACCUUGAAGCGGAGCCUGCCAGCGAAACACCCGGCGAGGAAAGCGAGGUCCGCAAAAGUGUCGAAGUCUCCGAAGCCGAUGGAGCCGAGCAGAUGCGGCUUCUGAGAAAGGAGCUCGAGGCGCUUAGCCUCUCCUUGCAACACGGAACUAACCAAAACCAGAAAGAAGAAGGAGGAGAGUCUCGAACCUCCACCGAGCCGGCGCGCCCGGCGUCGCCUGUCUUUGAGGCACCGCGGCGCAGCGAAGCAGUUUUUCGAGAGCCCGGGACAAGCGGCCUUGCACCUGGGCCCCGAACGGGGCCUGCCGUGGCCAUGCUUGCGGCCACGCUUGCUCAGCGGGAUAUGGGCAGCCUGGGCAGCUAUCCAGCAGGGUCUGUCAUCGAUCCAGGCAACACCUACGCACGAGCGCUGCGUCAUGCACAGAGGCCCUUGCAGUCUGGUGCAGAGCCGUCCUCAGUCGAAGGGUGCGCCGCGGUGCUGCGGAUGUGGCCACCCCGGGGUCCGGCCAGCACUGGUGAGCCUGACCAUGCAGUGCUGAGGCCAAUGGCGGAUGGCUGGCAGUCCCGCUUGAAGGGCGCAAGCAAGGGCAUCGCCCAUGGGUGGCAGGCCUUUGCCGAGACGAUGGACGGGAUCUUUGUGCCCGAAGCCGGAGUGGACACCGUCGUGGAGUCCGCGGAGGACGUGGAAGAUCCAAAGGAAGGCUCGGAAGGCCCUGAAGGCUUCCCGCCGUCGCGUGACGUGCCUUCCAUCUUCCGCCAGCCGAGUGUCGAGGAGGUUCGGGAGCUGUUGGAGCAAGAGGGCCUUCCAGCGCAUGUUGCAAUCGCAUCUGCCGGCUGCUUCUGCCUGAAGAAGCUCUGCCUGGAUCGGAGCUCGCACCCGUCUCUGUACGUGCUGGACUGCGAGUCCUCGGUGCCGGCUUUGUUUCUGGGCAUGCAAGGCUUCUGCCUGCAUGAGCUGCGCCGCGUCGUGCUGGGUACUGCUCCGUCUGCAAAGCCUCUGUUGUCCUUGGAGUUCGACGAAGGCUUUCUUCCAGUCCGUCUCGGCAGCGCCACGGUGCUCUACGGAGUCCUCGGCGUGCUUUGCGAAGGUCGCCAAGUGCAAAUCGUGCAGCAACCAGACUGGUCAUAA
Molecule: messenger RNA, 1788 nt
Organism: Symbiodinium sp. CCMP2592
Lineage: Eukaryota; Dinophyceae; Suessiales; Symbiodiniaceae
Source: the annotation of a GenBank genome assembly